AUGGGCUUAUGUUCUGAAGAAAGAAUAUAACAUUUAAAAAUCGAAUUAGAUAAUGGUGAAUAUAUUAACGAAAUUCUUUAUUAUGCUGAUAAAGAAUAUUUAAUUUACACAAUAGGAUUUAAAACAAGUAAUAAUAAAAAUUAUAUUUGCGGAGAAAAUGUAUAAGAGUUAAAAUCUAAAAAAUCACCUUAAGGAUAUCAUUUUACUAACUUUAAAGGAAACUAUAGAAAAUGUGAUGAAGGAUUAUCAUCUAUAGGCUUUGAUUUAUAAUUAAUAAAUGAAAAAGAAACAGAAGUAGACACUACAAAAUUUGAUGAAUUUGUUAUUGGAUAAUUAGGGAUGAGAAGUGUAUUUUAAAAUAAUAAGAAUAAUUUGAAAUACUUAAAUUUAUUAAUUAAAAACACAGGAUUAGGAAAAGACCAUUUUUAAGUAUUUGAAUAUUAUAAUAAUUUAUGUGAAAAUGUGCUUAAAGGAGAACUUUAGAAUAAAUUCGAAGUUUUAAAAGAUGGAGGAAAUGGAAUACAAAUCGGAAAUCAAGAAGAUGAAAACAUCCAUUUUACUUUUAGUUAUGGACAAGGAGCCUUUUGCUGGAAAAUUGACCUUCGAUAAAAUUUUAACUAAGAAUAAAUUUCUAAAAUUAAAGAAGGGAAAAUGGCUAUUGUUGCCGGAUGUAACCUUUAGGAUAGUGGAUUUGGAGGUGAGGCUAAAUUAACUCUCAAAAUUUAUGAUAAUGAAAAUGUAUAGGUGGCAAAAAAAACUAACUUAUAAGAUUCAUUAAAUAAAUAACCAAAGUUCUUUAGUGUAUAUUAUGUCUAAAAAGAUUAAUCUAUUAAUAUUGAAAAAGCAGAAUUUAUUAUUAGUGGAAAAGACGUAAAAUUUUGGGCAGGAUACUAUGGUCCUACUGUUAGUUAUCCUUAGUUUAAAGUUAUUCCUAUAGAAUAAGAUAAAGAAUUAUAAUUAUUUAAUAAAUAUAUUAAGUUGUGAUUUUUUUGUUUCAAUGUUUCUUUUUUUUAAUAAGGAUAUAUUUUUUUUUUUAUUUAUAUUGUAACUUUAUUUAUUUUUUCUUUGAGUUAUUUAUAUAGAUAUAUUUGAACUUAAAAAAUUUUA
Messenger RNA from Ichthyophthirius multifiliis, 1107 nucleotides. RefSeq lists its product as hypothetical. NCBI's taxonomy places the organism in Eukaryota, Ciliophora, Oligohymenophorea, Hymenostomatida. The record is from RefSeq and is a predicted model, not a curated record. The transcript has 2 exons.